AUGGCGCUCAAGCCGGUUUGGGCGUAUCCUGGAAAAAUUGGUGGUGGUGGUGACGCGUAUUGGAAGCCAAUGUUAGGUGGAAGAGAGGAGGGCAUAGAUGGUGGUGGAGAUUGGACAGGAGGUGAGGGGGAUUGCAUUGUUGGCUGUGGAGAUUGGACUAGUGGUGGUGAUGGAGAAUGUGUUGAUGGCGAGGAAGAUGAUGCAGGUUGUGCUUGGCUUGGUGGAGAUUGGCCAGUUUGUGCGGAUUCGACAGGAGAUGCGGAUUGUGUUGAAGGUGUAGGAGACGACACAGGUUGCGCUGGACUUGGUGGAGAUUGGCUAGAUGGUGGGGAUUGGACAGGAGAUUGGGAUUGUGUUGAAGGUGUUGGAGAUGAUACAAGUUGCGUUGGACUUGGUGGAGAUUGGCUAGAUGGUGGGGAUUGGACAGGAGAUGGGGAUUGUGUUGAAGGCGUUGGAGAUGACACAAGUUGUGUUGGACUUGGUGGAGAUUGGCUAGAUGGUGGGGAUUGGACAGGAGAUGGGGAUUGUGUUGAAGGAAUUGGAGAUGAGACUGGUUGUGCUGGGCUGGGUGGAGAUUGGCCAGUUUGUGCAGAUUGGGUAGGAGAUGGGGAUUGUGUUGAAGGUGUAGGAGAUGACACAGGUUGUGCUGAACUUGAUGGAGAUUCGCUAGAUAGUGGAGAUUCGACAGGAGAUGGGGAUUGUGUUGAAGGUGUUGGAGAUGACACAGGUUGUGCUUGGCUUGGUGGAGAUUGGCCAGUUUGUGCUGAUUGGAUAGGAGAUAAGGAUUGUGUUGAAGGUGUUGGAGAUGACAUAGGUUGUGCUGGACUUGGUGGAGACGGGCUAGAUGGUGAGGAUUGGACAGGAGAUGGGGAUUGUGUUGAAGGUGUUGGAGAUGACACAGGUUGUGCUGGACUUGGUGGAGAUUCGCUAGAUGGUGGGGAUUGGACAGGAGAUGGGGAUUGUGUUGAAGGUGUAGGAGAUGACACAGGUUGCGCUAGACUUGAUGGAGAUUGGAUACUUUGUGGGGAUUGGACAGGAGAUGGGGAUUGUGUUGAAGGUGUUGGAGAUGACACAGGCUGUGCUGGACUUGGUGGAGAUGGGCUAGAUGGUGAGGAUUGGACAGGAGAUGGGGAUUGUGUUGAAGGUGUAGGAGAUGACACAGGUUGCGCUAGACUUGAUGGAGAUUGGAUACUUUUUGGGGAUUGGACAGGAGAUGGGGAUUGUGUUGAAGGUGUUGGAGAUGACACAGGCUGUGCUGGACUUGGUGGAGAUGGGCUAGAUGGUGAGGAUUGGACAGGAGAUGGAGAUUGUGUUGAAGGUGUUGGAGAUGUCACAGGUUGCGCUGGAAUUGGUGGAGAUUCGCUAGAUGGUGGGGAUUGGACAGGAGAUGGGGAUUGUGUAGAAGGUAUUGGAGAUGACACAGGUUGCGCUGGACUUGGUCGAGAUUUGCUAGAUGGUGAGGAUUGGACAGGAGAUGGGGAUUGUGUUGAAGGUGUUGGAGACAACGCAGGUUGCAUUGGACUUGGUGGAGAUUCGCUAGAUGGUGGGGAUUGGACAGGAGAUGGGGAUUGGGUUGAAGGUGUUGGAGAUGACACAGGUUCCGCUGGACUUGGUGGAGAUUCGCUAGAUGGUGGGGAUUGGACAGGAGAUGGGGAUUGGGUUGAAGGUGUUGGAGAUGACACAGGUUGCGCUGGACUUGGUGGAGAUUCGCUAGAUGGUGGGGAUUGGACAGGAGAUGGGGAUUGUGUAGAAGGUGUUGGAGAUGACACAGGUUGCGCUGGACUUGGUGGAGAUUCGCUAGAUGGUGAGGAUUGGACAGGAGAUGGGGAUUGUGUUGAAGGUGUUGGAGAUGACACCGGUUGCGCUGGACUUGCUGGAGAUUGGCUAGAUGGUGAGGAUUGGACAGGAGAUGGGGAUUGUGUUGAAGGUGUUGGAGAUGACACCGUUUGCGUUGGACUUGGUGGAGAUUGGCUAGAUGGUGGGGAUUGUACAGGAGAUGGGGAUUGGGUUGAAGGUGUUGGAGAUGACACAGGUUGCGCUGGACUUGGUGGAGAUUCGCUAGAUGGUGGGGAUUGGACAGGAGAUGGGGAUUGGGUUGAAGGUGUUGGAGAUGACACAGGUUGCGCUGGACUUGGUGGAGAUUCGCUAGAUGGUGGGGAUUGGACAGGAGAUGGGGAUUGUGUAGAAGGUGUUGGAGAUGACACAGGUUGCGCUGGACUUGGUGGAGAUUCGCUAGAUGGUGAGGAUUGGACAGGAGAUGGGGAUUGUGUUGAAAGUGUUGGAGAUGACACAGGUUGUGCUGGACUUGGUGGAGAUGGGCUAGAUGGUGAGGAUUGGACAGAAGAUGGGGAUUGUGUUGAAGGUGUUGGAGAUGUCAGAGGUUGCACUGGACUUGGUGGAGAUUCGCUAGAUGGUUGGGAUUGGACAGGAGAUGGGGAUUGUGUAGAAGGUGUUGGAGAUGACACAGGUUGCGCUGGACUUGGUGGAGAUUCGCUAGAUGGUGAGGAUUGGACAGGAGAUGGCGAUUGUGUUGAAGGUGUUGGAGAUGACACAGGUUGUGAUGGACUUGCUGGAGAUUGGCUAGAUGGUGAGGAUUGGACAGGAGAUGGGGAUUGUGUUGAAGGUGUUGGAGAUGACACAGGUUGUGCUGGGCUUGGUGGACAUGGGCUAGAUGGUGAGGAUUGGACAGGAGAUGGGGAUUGUGUAGAAGGUGUUGGAGAUGACACAGGUUGCGCUGCACUUGGUGGAGAUUCGCUAGAUGGUGAGGAUUGGACAGGAGAUUGGGAUUGGGUUGAAGGUGUUGGAGAUGACACAGGUUGCGCUGGACUUGCUGGAGAUUGGCUAGAUGGUGAGGAUUGGACAGGAGAUGGGGAUUGCGUUGAAGGUGUUGGAGAUGACACAGGUUGCGCUGGACUUGGUGGAGAUUCGCUAGAUGGUGUGGAUUGGACAGGAGAUGGGGAUUGUGUUGAAGGUGUUGGAGAUAACACAGGUUGUGCUGGACUUGGUGGAGAUGGGCUAGAUGGUGAGGAUUGGACAGGAGAUGGGGAUUGUGUUGAAGGUGUUGGAGAUGACACAGCUUGUGCUGGACUUGGUGGACAUGGGCUAGAUGGUGAGGAUUGGACGGGAGAUGGGGAUUGUGUUGAAGGUGUUGGAGAUGACACAGGUUGUGCUGGACUUGGUGGACAUGGGCUAGAUGGUGAGGAUUGGACAGGAGAUGGGGAUUGUGUUGAAGGUGUUGGGGAUUGUGUUGAAGGUGUUGGAGAUGUCACAGGUUGCGCUGGACUUGGUGGAGAUUCGCUAGAUGGUGGGGACUGGACCGAAGAUGGGGAUUGUGUAGAAGGUGUUGGAGAUGACACAGGUUGUGCUGGACCUGGUGGACAUGGGCCAGAUGGUGAGGAUUGGACGGGAGAUGGGGAUUGUGUUGAAGGUGUUGGAGAUGACACAGGUUGUGCUGGACUUGGUGGACAUGGGCUAGAUGGUGUGGAUUGGACAGGAGAUGGGGAUUGUGUUGAAGGUGUUGGAGAUGUCACAGGUUGCGCUGGACUUGGUGGAGAUUCGCUAGAUGGUGGGGAUUGGACCGGAGAUGGGGAUUGUGUAGAAGGUGUUGGAGAUGACACAGGUUGUGCUGGACUUGGUGGACAUGGGCUAGAUGGUGAGGAUUGGACAGGAGAUGGGGAUUGUGUUGAAGGUGUUGGAGAUGACACAGGUUGCGCUGGACUUGGUGGAGAUUCGCUAGAUGGUGGGGAUUGGACGGGAGAUGGGGAUUGUGUUGAAGGUGUUGGAGAUGACACAGGUUGUGCUGGACUUGGUGGACAUGGGCUAGAUGGUGAGGAUUGGACAGGAGAUGGGGAUUGUGUUGAAGGUGUUGGAGAUGACAUAGGUUGCGCUGGACUUGGUGGAGAUUCGCUAGAUGGUGGGGAUUGGACGGGAGAUGGGGAUUGUGUUGAAGGUGUUGGAGAUGACACAGGUUGUGCUGGACUUGGUGGACAUGGGCUAGAUGGUGAGGAUUGGACAGGAGAUGGGGAUUGUGUUGAAUGUGUUGGAGAUGACAUAGGUUGCGCUGGACUUGCUGGAGAUUGGCUAGAUGGUGAGGAUUGGACAGGAGAUGGGGAUUGUGUUGAAGGUGUUGGAGAUGACACAGGUUGCGCUCGACUUGGUAGAGAUUCGCUAGAUGGUGGGGAUUGGACAGGAGAUGGGGAUUGUGUAGAAGGUGUUGGAGAUGACACAGGUUGUACUGGAGUUGGUGGAGAUUCGCUAGAUUGUGGGGAUUUGACAGAUGAUGGAGACUGUGUUGCAGGUGUGGGAGAUGAUGUAGGUUGCUCUAGGCUUGCUGGAGAUUGGCUAAGUGGCAGGGAUUGCACAUGCGAGAGAGAUUGUGUUGAAGGUGUGGGAGAUGAUGUAGGUUGUUCUUGGCUUGGAGUAGAUUCUUCGGAUGGUUGGGAUUGGACAGGCGAUUGCGAUUGUAUUAAAGGCGGGGGAGAUGAGACAGGUUGUGUUGGAGUUGGUGGAGAUUCGCUAGAUGGUGGGGAUUGGACAGGCGAUGGAGAUUGUAUUGCAGGCAUUGGAGAUGAGACUGGUUCUGGUUGGCUUGGUGGGGAUUGUACAGGCGAUGGAGAUUGUGUUGAAGGUGUGGGAGAUGAUGUAGGUUGCUCUAGGCUUGCUGGGGAUUGGCUAAGUGGUAGGGAUUGCGCAGGUGAUGGGGAAUGUGUUGAAGGUGCGGGAGAUGAUGUAGAUUGUGCUUGGCUUGGAGCAGAUUCUUCCGAUGGUUGGGAUUGGACAGGAGAUGGGGAUUGUGUUGAAGGUGUUGGAGACGACACAGGUUGUGCUGGAGUUGGUGGAGAUUCGCUAGAUGGUGGGGAUUGGACCGACGAUGGAGAUUGUAUUGGAGGUGUUGGAGACAAAACAGGUUGUUCUGAAGUUGGUGGAGAUUCGCUAGAUGGUGGGGAUUGA
Messenger RNA from Manihot esculenta (cassava), 4950 nucleotides. RefSeq lists its product as uncharacterized. NCBI's taxonomy places the organism in Eukaryota, Viridiplantae, Streptophyta, Magnoliopsida, Malpighiales, Euphorbiaceae. Bases 1 to 4950 code for a protein of 1649 amino acids. The transcript is spliced from 5 exons. The record is from RefSeq and is a predicted model, not a curated record.